CUCCAAGACGCUUUUCGACUUCUUGUUGGAACGUAGGCUCACGCUCACAGACUCCUUGGAGAAGUGCCUGAAGAAAGGUAAAGGGGAGGAGCAGUCUCUAGCUGCUAGCGUUCUCACACUACUGUGCCUUCAGAUGGGCUCGGGCCCCGAGGGGGAGGAGGUAUUCCGCAGCCUGAAGCCCCUCCUCAUCAGUAUCCUGACUGACUCCUCGGCCAGCCCCGUCGCUCGCCAGAGUUGUGCCACGGCCCUGGGUAUGUGCUGCUACAUCGCUGCUGCGGAUGUGGAGGAUCUGGUUUCCUGUCUCGCCUGCCUGGAGGGCAUCUUUGGCACUUCCUGCCCAGAGGAGAGCAGCUCUGUCCCCACCCACCAUAGCCCCCUGCUCCAGACUUUGCACUGCAACGCCCUCCAGUCCUGGUCUCUGCUCCUUACCAUCUGCCCCAGCUCCCAGAUCAAGAAGAUUCUGGACAAUCACCUACUGAAGCUGCCGCUGCUGCUGUCCAGUGACAACGUCAACCUGCGGAUUGUGGCGGGCGAGACCAUCGCGCUGCUCUUCGAGCUGGCCCAUGAGCUGGAGGAGGAGUUCUUCUACGAGGACAUGGACCUGCUGUGCACCAAGCUCAAAGCCCUGGCCACCGACAGCAACAAGUACCGAGCCAAGACGGACAGACGCAAGCAGCGCUCCAUCUUCCGCGAUGUGCUGCACUUCAUCGAGAAUGGCGAGUGCCAUGAGGAGACCAUCAAGUUUGGCCUGGAGUGCAUGUACGUGGACAGCUGGGUCAGGAGGAAAAUGUACAACGCCUUCAAGGAGGUGCUGGGCUCCGGGGUCAGGCAUCACCUGCAGAACAACGAGCUGCUGCGUGAGAUCUUUGACCUGGGGCCUCCUCUGGUGCUGGACGCUGCAGCUAUCAAAGCCAGUAAGAUCUCCCGCUUCGAGAAGCACCUGUACAACUCGGCCGCCUUCAAAGCCCGGACAAAAGCCAGAAGCCGCGUGCGCGAUAAGCGAGCCGAUGUCCUGUGACGGAGGCUGCUCCCUCCGCCGCCUCCUGGACAACCCACGGACUGCAGACCCCGACCACUGUGACACAGGGGAGGAGCUGGGGGGUGGGGCUCUCGGCCCUCCCAGCUCAUCGGCUCCCGCCAUGCCCCUCACCCCCAGCCGGGGGGGCUUUUAGACGUGUACAGACUUGUAUUUAAAUGGUGUGGCUGGUGGAUCCCAGCGA
Emys orbicularis (European pond turtle) is the source of this 1220-nucleotide messenger RNA. It is a transcript of the gene IFRD2, whose product is annotated as interferon related developmental regulator 2. The transcript is spliced from 9 exons. Bases 134 to 1018 code for a protein of 294 amino acids. The record is from RefSeq and is a predicted model, not a curated record. Lineage: Eukaryota; Metazoa; Chordata; Testudines; Emydidae.